Nerophis ophidion (straightnose pipefish) is the source of this 2652-nucleotide messenger RNA. It is a transcript of the gene nol9, whose product is annotated as nucleolar protein 9. NCBI's taxonomy places the organism in Eukaryota, Metazoa, Chordata, Actinopteri, Syngnathiformes, Syngnathidae. The transcript has 13 exons. The coding region runs from base 434 to 2494 and encodes 686 amino acids. Gene Ontology annotation, molecular function: polynucleotide 5'-hydroxyl-kinase activity. Gene Ontology annotation, cellular component: nucleus. Gene Ontology annotation, biological process: cleavage in ITS2 between 5.8S rRNA and LSU-rRNA of tricistronic rRNA transcript (SSU-rRNA, 5.8S rRNA, LSU-rRNA). The record is from RefSeq and is a predicted model, not a curated record.
ACCGGAAAAGGAAGUGACGUCAGGACUUGCCGAACUCCGGAAUAGAAACGACGUGUUUAGUAGUCACACCGCAGUAGAGAUAGUCAUACAAAAAUAUAAUAUUUAUAUAUUUUUUAAUUCGGUAUUUAAUACCACGACACCGCAGGGGAAACGCGACAAUUAGGUUUAUAAGUGACAUAUUGUAACGAGCGUCACACCGUGAAGAGUCUUAGUUGGCCAUCGACUAAACAGCAGGCUGUGCACAUGUUAGCUCGGCGGUAAACAAACAGAAGCAUUUAAAGUGCUUUAGUAGCGACAAAAUACUUUAUUGUUAUAUUAUUAAUAUUUUAUUAUUGACGUCGUUCCCCUCGGCGGGAGUCCAACAGCAUUAGCCAGGCUAUUUCUGUUGUUGUCGUCGCCAUAUUGUUCCUUCUCGAAGCGUCCACUCGCCAUAAUGAAGGCCAAGCGAGGCAACCAUUCAAAGGGCAGCAGGAAAUCCCAGAAGUGGAAGGACGUGAGGGGCAAACGCUGCAGACCCCCCAUGGAGCCCUCUGACCUCCAGUCCAGUCCCGUCAUGGCCAGCGUGAUCAAGGUGCACCAGGAGACCGCCGGCAAGAAGCCCGCCGUGAAGAGACUGAAGACCAAGGCGAAGCCGGUGGCCGUGAGCAAGUCCUUCGCCAACGGCGCCAUGGAGCUGGAUUCCGACGAGUCUCGGGAGUGGAAGGAGUAUUCCCAGACCGUGCAGGCGAACGGGGUCCGGACGCCGAGCGAGUCCAAGGACGCGCCGACUGGUCGGCUGGACGGGAAUGCCCUCCACCACUGUGCGGCCAGGGAUGACCAGAGGAAGCACGCGGUGCUGGUCAUGCAGCAGGGACAGACGCUGUGUUUCCGCGGCAAGUGCUUUCUGACCUGCCUGUACGGCCGCGUGGAAGUGAUGGGCUUCACCAUCGAAGAGGGCCAGCAGUCUUACCCGCUCUUCUCCCCCGCCUCGCACUCCCCGCUGACCGUCCGGGCCGAGGACGGCUGCCGCGACGCCGAGGACCACCGGAGCGACGCCGACGAAAUACUGAACAAUUACCUUUCGCCCGCAUCUCGGAAGAAGCUGCUUAAGAAAGUGCUUCCCAACUCCUCCAUCAUUUUGCUGGAGCCUAUGGAGACGCCGCUGACGCGCUUCCUCUCCAGCUUCUCCGAUCUCGGAGGACUGUUCAACCCCCCGGUGGCUGAACUCAUGUCGGCCAUCUUGGACACGCCCCUUAACGGUCUGGGCAUGGUUCCUUUGCCCGGCGACAUCGAGGGCCUGAAGGUGUCCCCCAGCUGCCAGGAAUCCCUCAACGCGGUGGUCGGCGCCUGCAGAGGCGAAAUGGACGGCAGUGCUGUCAUCCUGGUGUACGGCGCCAGGAACGUGGGCAAGUCCACGUACAUCCGCUUCCUCAUCAAUACUUUACUCAAUCAUACCUCAGGUGUAGAUUAUUUAGAAGCAGAUCUGGGUCAAACCGAGUUCACUCCUGCUGGUUGCCUUUCUUUGCUGACCGUCAGAGAACCUCUACUAGGCCCCCCCUUCACACACCAGCGUGCCCCUGAUCACAUGGUUUACUACGGCCAGUCCACGUGCGAGUCAGACAUGAUUCUCUACAUGGAGAGCAUCAAGUCCUUGUGGAGGAAACGCUCGCCGACCAAAGAGAUGCCCGUCAUCAUCAACACCAUGGGCUGGGUCAAAGGUUUUGGACUGCAGCUUCUGGUGGACUUGUUGCGCUUCCUCCCGGUGUCGCAUGUCGUCCAGAUUUCUCACGACGGCGUGGGCCAGUGCCCAGACCUCACCCCGGACUUCCUCAGAACGGCCAGCGGCGUGCAGACUCACCCGCCUGCCCAGACGGCGCUGGAGGAGUUCACCGAGAGCCACAGCCCGCCUCAAAGCUACGUCCACCUCAGCGUCAACAACCAGUACCAAGGAGCGGGCGGCCAAACACGAACGAGGCACCAGAGGUCCAAUGAGCUGAGAGACAUGGCACUGCUGGCUUACCUCAGCCAGCUGCAGUCUGCUGAUCCAGGACCUGUUAGACCUCUACACGCUCUCACACCUUACCAGGUGGCGCACACAGCGGUGGCGUUGGGCGUGCUGCACUCCGAGGUGGCGCCCAGCGACAUGUUGUACGCCGCCAACGCCGGCGUGGUGGGCCUGUGCUGCAUGGCGGACAAGGUGACCAGUAAUGGACGUCCCGUCUUGCUGUCCCGUCCUCCCGUCUGUCCCUGUCUGGGUCUGGGCGUGCUGCGAGGCAUCGACAUGGCCAGGGGUCUCUACUUUGUCUUGACCCCGCUGGACCCCGCCCUCCUCCGCAAGGUCAACUGUCUCCUGCUGGGGACCACCACGCUGCCCUCCUACGUGCUGACCACGCAGGAGGGAGUUAAGGGAGACCCUCCCUACGUGACUUCGGACUACAGCUUCGAGCUGACCGGAGCAGGAAAGCUGCGAAUCUUCAAGGGCCUGCAGAGACCGAGUCAAAUGGGGACACACUGACUGACUGACGCUCCGAGUCUCCAUCCUGGUCUCGGCUCUCGGGGAUUGGAUUGUACAGGACUGAGAUUUUUUUUACCUCAGCGACACGGUUGGUUAUUUUGUACAGGCGCCAUUCCCACACUUAACCUCUCGUAAUAAAUGCACAUUAUUUGUUAGCA